Molecule: messenger RNA, 1341 nt
Organism: Cyprinodon variegatus (sheepshead minnow)
Lineage: Eukaryota; Metazoa; Chordata; Actinopteri; Cyprinodontiformes; Cyprinodontidae
Gene: napsa
Product: cathepsin D-like
Exons: 9
Coding region: 95-1288 (397 amino acids)
Biological process (GO): proteolysis
Cellular component (GO): lysosome
Molecular function (GO): aspartic-type endopeptidase activity
Source: RefSeq, a predicted model, not a curated record
GUCAGUUUGAAAAGUGGGCUGUGUCUGCGGAGCUUCUGUUUCCAAAGCAGCUCUGAAGUGGGAACUAAGUUUAAUUCUCACGAAAAGCGCAGACAUGAGUGGAGUUAAGAUGCUUUAUGUGAUCCUGGCGCUGCUUGUGACUCAAUGCGCCUCCCUCAUAAGAGUACCGCUUUAUAAAACCAGAAGUCUGCGCCGCCUUAUGAGUGACAAUGGGAGAACUGUGGAAGAACUUCGGGCUCUGGCGCAGAGUGCUGGAGCUCCGGACAGCGCGCCCUCCCCCAGCCUCCCGGUGGAGCGGCUCACCAACUUCAUGGAUGCCCAGUACUAUGGUGUCAUCAGUAUCGGGACCCCUCCGCAGGAUUUCACGGUCCUGUUUGACACCGGCUCCUCCAACCUCUGGGUCCCAUCCAUCCACUGCUCUUUCUUCGAUCUGGCCUGCUGGGUCCAUCAUCGGUACAACUCCAAAAAGUCCAGCACGUAUGUUAAGAACGGCACAGAGUUUGCAAUCCGGUACGGCAGAGGCAGCUUGUCUGGCUUCAUCAGUGAGGACACCGUCUCAGUUGCAGGUCUAUCUGUUCCCAAGCAGCAGUUUGGGGAAGCAGUAAAGCAACCUGGCAUCACCUUUGCUGUUGCUCGGUUCGAUGGGGUGUUGGGGAUGGCGUAUCCUUCCAUAUCAGUGGCUAACGUCACCCCGGUGUUUGAUACAGCCAUGGCUGCUAAGCUGCUGCCCCAGAACAUUUUCUCUGUCUAUAUCAGCAGGGACCCGAAGGCAGCAUUGGGAGGAGAGCUGGUGCUGGGGGGGGUGGACCCCCAGUACUACACUGGAGACCUGCACUAUGUUAAUGUGACGAGAAAGGCCUACUGGCAGGUUGGAAUGGAUAGAAUUGAUGUGGGCAACCAGUUGACUCUCUGCAAAGCCAGUUGCCAAGCAAUUGUUGACACGGGGACGUCUCUAAUUGUCGGUCCAGCAGCAGAAAUCAGAGCUCUUAACAAGGCUAUUGGAGCUCUGCCUCUGCUGAUGGGAGAGUACAUGAUUGACUGUAAGAAGAUUCCAACUCUUCCUGUUGUCUCUUUCAACAUCGGAGGGAAGAUUUUUAACUUGACUGGAGAGGAUUAUGUAAUGAAGGAGUCUCAGAUGGGAGUUUCUCUCUGCCUGUCUGGGUUCAUGGGGAUGGAUAUCCCACCCCCGGCCGGGCCCCUUUGGAUCCUGGGAGACGUGUUCAUCGGGAAGUACUACACCGUGUUUGACAGGAACGCGGACCGAGUCGGGUUUGCAGCUGCCAAGUAGAAAACGAAUGAAACCCGUUGAAUUUCACUUCAGUUCAUUUAAAAUAAUCCGUU